Messenger RNA from Parascedosporium putredinis, 1956 nucleotides. The record is from the annotation of a GenBank genome assembly. Lineage: Eukaryota; Fungi; Ascomycota; Sordariomycetes; Microascales; Microascaceae.
AUGCAAGACCUCUCCGGACCAGUUGGUGGUGGCCCUAGCGGUGCCCCUGGUAACCGCUUCCCCGGCCAUGCCUCGAAGCCCUCGAACAGUGAUACUGGCUUCUCUCACGGUGCAUUUGCGUCCAACAUCCCAGGGUUCGGUGAACGGCACCCGCGCCGUGCCAAUGUCCCUUCCAUCAACACCCAGCCUUUUCCUCAGUUCCAGAACCAUCCUGCCUUCCAGCAGGCCCAGCAGAACAAUGCCCAGCAGCAGAAUGGAGUGGGCAGCCCCCAGAGCGCCUUGUUUCGGGGACGAGCCGCACCGUCUACCUCGGGAACAUCCCCCGACACUCCCGCCGAGGAGAUCUUGGGCCACGUUAGAAGUGGCCAGAUCGAAUCUGUCCGCCUUCUUCCGGAUAAGAACUGCGCCUUCAUCUCCUUCCUUGAUGCAAGCUCCGCAACCCACUUCCACUCCGAUGCCAUCUUGAAAAAGCUCUGCAUCAAGGGCCAGGACAUCAAGGUGGGCUGGGGCAAGCCCUCGCAGGUUCCCACCUCUGUUGCUCUCGCCGUGCAGCAGUCGGGCGCGUCUCGUAACGUGUACCUUGGCAACCUCUCUGAAGAAGUGACGGAGGAGGAGAUCCGCGAGGAUCUUGGCAAAUUUGGGCCCAUCGACACGAUCAAGCUCGUAAAGGAGAAGAACAUCGCCUUCAUCCAUUUCCUCUCCAUUUCCAAUGCUAUCAAGGCCGUCUCUCAGCUCCCCCAGGAGCCCAAGUGGCAGGCUCCUCGACGGGUUUAUUACGGCAAGGAUCGAUGCGCUUACGUCUCCAAGACACAGCAGCAGAAUGCGGCCCAAUACCUCGGGAUUGCCCCUGGACAUGCCCACAUGCUGACCGGCGCCGACCGCGAAAUGAUUUCGAAUGCCCUGGCUCAGCAGUCCGUUGCCGCCGCCGCCGUUGCUACCGCCGCCGGUGGUAUCAACAACCUCGGCAACCGUACCAUCUAUCUCGGAAACAUCCAUCCCGAGACCACGGUCGAGGAAAUCUGCAACGUAGUCAGGGGUGGGCUUCUUCACCAUAUUCGAUACAUCCCCGAUAAGCACAUCUGCUUCGUCACCUUUAUUGACCCAACGGCUGCCGCCUCCUUCUACGCCCUCAGCAAUCUUCAAGGUCUGAUGAUUCAUAACCGACGCCUUAAGAUCGGCUGGGGAAAGCACUCUGGUGCCCUUCCUCCUGCCAUCGCCCUAGCUGUCAGCGGCGGCGCCUCCCGUAACGUGUACAUUGGCAACUUGGACGAGUCAUGGACUGAGGAGCGCCUUCGCCAAGAUUUCUCCGAAUACGGCGAGAUUGAGCUUGUCAACGCUUUGAGGGAGAAGAGCUGUGCCUUUGUCAACUUCACUAACAUUGCAAACGCGAUCAAGGCCAUCGAGGCCGUCCGCAGCAAGGAGGAAUACCGCAAAUUCAAGUCUCCCAUGAACGAGAGCAUCCCCUCGCCUCCCGCUCCCAGCUCCCAGAACGGCGGCUCACCGACCAACUCAUCGUCCCCUCAACCUGCCCUCUUUAACUCGGGCUCCAACCCCUUGACCAUGUAUCUCAGCCACAUCGCCCACCAGGCCCAGCACCAGCAGAGCCAGCAGCAUCAAGUCUUGGCUGCUCAGCAGGCUGCGCUUUUGGAACCGCUCAAUCAUCACCCAACGAAGUGUCCAUCGAAGUCUCCCAACAAGGGCCGAUCUCGGGCCAUCAGCAAUCGGCUAGCCCCCGGCCCUCGUGGCCAGCACAACCGUGCCGUGAGCCUGCCAGUCCUCGCGCCCGAUUUCCAAAAUGGCGGUACCAGCCCCAACAGCGUGGCCGGCAAUGGUCCUGGCGAGGGUGAACGACGCGGACAUCAAUACCAGGCUAGCUACGGCGGCAUGGGUUCCGGUUUCGGCCUUGCCAUCCAGGGAGGACUAAACGGAUGGGUCGAGGAAGAGGUUGCCCACUAA